Messenger RNA from Gopherus flavomarginatus (Mexican gopher tortoise), 4446 nucleotides. RefSeq names its product plasma membrane calcium-transporting ATPase 3-like. Gene Ontology annotation, biological process: regulation of cytosolic calcium ion concentration; calcium ion transmembrane transport. NCBI's taxonomy places the organism in Eukaryota, Metazoa, Chordata, Testudines, Testudinidae. Gene Ontology annotation, cellular component: intracellular membrane-bounded organelle; membrane. Gene Ontology annotation, molecular function: ATP binding; P-type calcium transporter activity; ATP hydrolysis activity. The transcript has 23 exons. The record is from RefSeq and is a predicted model, not a curated record. The coding region runs from base 265 to 3972 and encodes 1235 amino acids.
CGCCCCCCCAGCCCCGCGCCGGCUGCAGCAUGGCCUGGUGCCCCCGGAGCGGCGGGGGGCAGGCUGCUGCCCAGCUCUGACCAGGGUCCCCCCAUAGUGACCGGCCCAGCUUUGUCAAUGGAUUGGCCAUUUGGCCGCGCUCUGCUCGCCGGCCACGGCUGCUAGGGGGGACCCGUCUUCGGAGGAUGGAGACUCCGACACAAAGAAGGUGCUGACCGGCUUCCCCGUCCGCCCCAGCACCAGCCCCGGCUCUCUCCCGCUGCCAUGGGCGACCUGGCGAACAGCGCGCUGGAUUUCUACCCCAAGAGCCAGCGGCGGGCGCUGAACCAUGCGGGCGGCCUGGGCUGCACCCUGCCCGAGCUGCGGGGCCUCAUGGAGCUGCGCGGGGCUGAGGCAUUGCAGAAGAUCCAGGACGGCUACAGCGACAUCAGCGGGCUCUGCCACCGGCUCAAAACCUCCCCGACCGAAGGCCUGUCGGACAACGCGGCUGACCUGGAGAAGCGGCGGCAGAUCUACGGCCAGAACUUCAUCCCGCCCAAGCAGCCCAAGACCUUCCUGCAGCUGGUGUGGGAGGCUCUGCAGGACGUGACCCUGAUCAUCCUGGAGAUCGCAGCGAUCAUCUCCCUGGGUCUGUCCUUCUACGCCCCCCCCGGAGAGGAGAGCGAAGCCUGUGGGAACCUGGCCACGGGGGCGGAGGACGAGGGCGAGUCAGAGGCCGGCUGGAUUGAGGGGGCGGCUAUCCUGCUCUCCGUCAUCUGCGUGGUGCUGGUCACGGCCUUCAACGACUGGAGCAAGGAGAAGCAGUUCCGGGGACUGCAGAGCCGCAUCGAGCAGGAGCAGAAAUUCGCCGUCGUCCGCAACGGGCAGCAGAUCCAGAUCCCGGUGGCUGAGCUGGUGGUGGGAGAUGUCGCCCAGAUCAAAUAUGGCGACCUGCUCCCUGCUGACGGGGUUCUGAUCCAGGGGAACGACCUGAAGAUUGAUGAGAGCUCCCUGACCGGGGAAUCGGACCAUGUGCGGAAAUCCGUGGAGAAAGAUCCCAUGCUGCUCUCAGGCACCCACGUCAUGGAGGGCUCCGGGCGGAUGGUUGUCACGGCCGUCGGGGUGAACUCCCAGACUGGGAUUAUCUUCACCUUGCUGGGAGCCGGUGGGGAGGAAGAGGAGAAGAAGGAGAAGAAAGGAAAGGCCCCGGACGGAGCGGUGGAGAAUAGUCAGAACAAAGCCAAGAAGCAGGACGGCGCGGUGGCCAUGGAGAUGCAGCCGCUGAAGAGCGCUGAGGGCGGCGAGCUGGAGGAUCGGGAGAAGAAGAGAACCAGCGCGCCCAAGAAAGAGAAAUCGGUGCUGCAAGGAAAGCUCACCAAGCUGGCUGUGCAGAUCGGGAAAGCAGGUCUGGUGAUGUCAGCCAUCACCGUGAUCAUCCUGGUGCUGUACUUCGUGAUCCAGACCUUUGUGCUGGACGGGCGGGUCUGGCUGGCUGAGUGCACCCCCAUCUAUGUCCAGUACUUCGUCAAGUUCUUCAUCAUCGGGGUCACCGUGCUGGUGGUGGCCGUGCCCGAAGGGCUGCCCUUGGCCGUCACCAUCUCCUUGGCCUACUCCGUCAAGAAAAUGAUGAAGGACAAUAACCUGGUGCGGCACCUGGACGCCUGCGAAACCAUGGGCAACGCCACGGCCAUCUGCUCCGACAAAACGGGCACCCUCACCACCAACCGCAUGACGGUCGUGCAGGCCUACCUGGGCGACACCCACUACCGCCAGACGCCCGACCCCAGCAGCCUGCCGCCCCGCAUCCUCGACCUGCUGGUGCACGCCAUCGCCAUCAAUAGUGCCUACACCACCAAGAUACUACCUCCAGAGAAGGCCGGGGGGCUGCCGCGGCAGGUGGGGAACAAGACGGAGUGCGCCCUGCUGGGCUUCCUGCUGGACCUGCGCCGCGACUACCAGCCCGUGCGUGACCAGCUGCCGGAGGAGAAGCUCUACAAGGUUUAUACCUUCAACUCGGUCCGCAAGUCCAUGAGCACCGUCACCCGCCUGCCCCAGGGCGGUUUCCGCGUCUUCAGCAAGGGGGCCUCCGAGAUCCUGCUCAGAAAGUGCUCCAGCAUCCUGAGCAGCAGCGGGGAGCUGUGCAGCUUCCGCCCGCGGGACCGGGACGAGAUGGUGAAGAAGGUGAUCGAGCCCAUGGCCUGCGACGGGCUGCGCACCAUCUGCUUGGCCUUCCGGGACUUCGCUGCCGGCCUGGAGCCCGACUGGGACAACGAGAACGACAUCAUGGGGGAGCUCACCUGCAUCGCCGUGGUGGGCAUCGAGGACCCCGUCCGGCCUGAGGUCCCUGAGGCCAUCCGCAAGUGCCAGAAGGCUGGGAUCACCGUCCGGAUGGUGACAGGCGACAACAUCAACACGGCCCGGGCCAUCGCUGCCAAGUGCGGGAUCCUCCAGCCCGGGGAGGACGUUCUCUGCCUGGAGGGCAAGGAGUUCAACCGGCGCAUCCGCAAUGAGAAGGGAGAGAUCGAGCAGGAGCAACUGGAUAAGAUCUGGCCCAAGCUGAGGGUCCUGGCCCGAUCGUCCCCCACGGACAAACACACCCUGGUGAAAGGCAUCAUCGACAGCACCAUCGGGGAGCAGCGGCAGGUCGUGGCCGUGACCGGGGACGGCACCAACGACGGGCCGGCGCUGAAGAAGGCCGACGUCGGCUUCGCUAUGGGCAUCGCGGGCACCGACGUCGCCAAGGAGGCCUCGGACAUCAUCCUGACCGACGACAACUUCUCCAGCAUCGUCAAGGCGGUGAUGUGGGGCCGCAACGUGUACGACAGCAUCUCCAAGUUUCUGCAGUUCCAGCUCACCGUCAACGUGGUGGCCGUGGUGGUGGCCUUCACCGGCGCCUGCAUCACCCAGGACUCCCCGCUCAAGGCGGUGCAGAUGCUGUGGGUCAAUCUCAUCAUGGACACGUUCGCCUCCCUGGCGCUGGCCACCGAGCCGCCCACCGAGUCGCUGCUGCUGCGCAGGCCCUACGGGCGCGACAAGCCGCUCAUCUCCCGCACCAUGAUGAAGAGCAUCCUGGGUCACAGCGUCUACCAGCUGAGCAUCAUCUUCACCCUGCUCUUCGCGGGGGAGAUGAUCUUCAACAUCGACAGCGGGCGGAACGCCCCCCUGCACGCGCCCCCGUCGGAGCAUUACACCAUCAUCUUCAACACCUUCGUCCUCAUGCAGCUUUUCAACGAGCUCAACGCCCGCAAGAUCCACGGCGAGCGGAACGUCUUCCAGGGCGUCUUCGGGAACCCCAUCUUCUGCGCCAUCGUCCUGGGCACCUUCGGUAUCCAGAUCGUCAUCGUGCAGUUCGGGGGGAAGCCGUUCAGCUGCUCGCCCCUCAACGCCGAGCAAUGGCUCUGGUGCCUCUUUGUGGGCAUCGGCGAGCUCGUGUGGGGACAGGUGAUCGCCACCAUCCCCACCAGCCACCUGAAAUGCCUGAAGGAGGCGGGGCACGGUCCCGGCAAGGACGAGAUCACGGACGAGGAGAUGGCGGAGGACGAGGAGGAGAUAGACCAUGCCGAGCGGGAGCUGCGCCGAGGCCAGAUCCUGUGGUUUCGCGGCCUCAACCGCAUCCAGACCCAGAUGGAAGUAGUUAGCACCUUCAAGAGAAGCGGCUCCUUUCAGGGGGCCGUGCGGCGCCGCUCCUCGGUCCUCAGCCAGCUGCACGAAAUCCGCGUGGUGAAAGCGUUCCGUAGCUCGCUCUACGAGGGCCUGGAGAAGCCGGACUCCAAGACCUCGAUCCACAACUUCAUGGCCCCCCCGGAGUUCCUGCUGAACGACUAUACCCACAACAUCCCCCUGAUCGACGACACCGACGUGGAGGAGAGCGAGGCCGCCCGCCGCCCCCCGCCCGCCCCCAACACCAACAACAACGCCAUCGCCGAGGGCUGCAAGUCUGCUACCUGCGCCAGCCCCGCCAGCCUGCUGCACAGCAUGGAAACCUCCCUCUAACGCCGGGGGGCUGCUGGAGCGGGACCUGCCUGCGCCCAGAGCUGGGACCGGGCGCCACCCCCAUUUCUCUGGGGAGCCCUAGCCCCACGCGCGCCCCAGGCCUGCGCCCCAGGGCCUGCCAGCCCAGGCAGACUCCUUGGGGGGCCAGCGCCGGCCGGGAAGGACCCGCUGCGGGCGGCCGGGCGGGGCGAGGGCCAGUUCCCGAUCUAUAGCCUCAGUCUAUAUACCAGACCGCCUGACUGUCUUACAGGCCAGCCCCACGUGCCACUCCCCACCCAGCAUCCCCAGGGCAACUGGCCGCCCAAGCGCUGGGGGACUGUGCAUUUCGGUUGAAAGUGGCCGGGCGCUGGAGCCGUGGUGUAACAAGGGCCUAGACGUGAAAACAUGGCGGGGGGGUGGGGGACGGGCUGCAGCACCCAUCCCACUGGCCCCUGCCUGGCCCCUCGACCACGAGCAGGGCCCCCAGUGUGCUGC